Molecule: messenger RNA, 1608 nt
Organism: Acanthocheilonema viteae
Lineage: Eukaryota; Metazoa; Nematoda; Chromadorea; Rhabditida; Onchocercidae
Source: the annotation of a GenBank genome assembly
AUGACUCGAGAAGGAAUAUUCUCAGGGAAUUCUGCAACUACUCUCGGUAUCGUUUCUCCUCAACUGCAUAAUAUCUCGCUGAAACCUUCCGAAACACGGAUAUAUAUGGUAACUUGCAAUAUAUCUAUGCAAGGUGUGGUACGUAAGCUAAUGAAAACGACUCUCGAUAUUUUGCUGAUCAGAUCGUUCAAAAUUUCAGUGAGGAGCGAAGAAACUUCAAUGGCGGAAAUAACACUUUCUGAAUCAGUACCUUCUCCAUCAGAGCCCCCUCAGGAAAUCAUUCGAGAUGGAGAAAGAGACAAGGCUAUAUUGAUCAAGGUUUUAAGACAAACAUUAUUACCAUUCUUUGUUGCUGGACUGGGACAAAUUUGCACUGGGCUAUUUUUUGAACGAGCGCAACAUUGGUGGUUUUUUUUAUAUGUACCUGAAGCUUUUAUUUUGGUACCAGCCUUGCUUGGCUUGAAAGGCAAUCUUGAAGUAACAUAUGCAUCGCGAUUCUGUACCCUGACUAAUGCAGGUCAAACGAAUAAAGCGAACGAAAUUUUUUUUAUUGCUCGAUUUAAUUUAUGCCUUGUUGAACUGCAAGCAAUCGUUUUAUCAUUUCUUGCGGCUUUAUUGAGCAGUGCAAUUAGUUUAAUCAAUUGCGAUUUCAAGCAGUCUCAUGGAACGGUGGUGCUUUCAAGCGGCGUUUACGCAGCCUCAUUAUCCUCCUUUGUUGUUGGUUUCGUGAUGAUAGCUAUCGUCGUUUUCUCCCGUCGAUAUGGCGCCGAUCCCGACAACAUUGCUGCGCCACUUACGGCAACUUUCAGCGACUUCGUCACAUUAAUCAUGCUAAUUGGCGUAGGUAUGUUAAUGGUUCACAUAUACAUCCACAAAUUGUACAUCCUCAACAUUGUAGCAGUGAUACUUCUGCUCUGUACAACACCAUUUCUCACUUAUUAUGUCACGCAGGAACCACGUGCCAGGUCCAUUCUCAGGGACAGCUCGUUUGCUAUCACAGCGGCCAUCGUUGUCGGGUGCUGCAGUGGUUUGCUGCUUCAGUCAGCUAUUGUUGUUUUUCCUGGCAUUGCUGCGUUUCAUCCGCUCAUCGCAGGACUCGGUGGUAAUCGAGUAAGUGUACAGUCGAGUCGUCUUGCAACAGCAUUACAUCUCUCAGAAUAUUCCCUCGGUAGACUUCCUGCUGGCACAACUAUAUGGACUUUCUUGAAUCCAUUACGUUUCUUCUGUUUACGUCAUUUGGACUCCAAAGUAGCAUUUUUGCUAUUAGUAACGGCAAUCCCAUACAAUUUUUUGUUCGUCGUAGUGGUCAUUUUCACAGCCAAAAAUAUUGACUUCAGUUGGAUUUUUGUUGUAGCCUAUGUUGUGGCCGCCCUUGUGCAAGGUUUAUUACUGUUUUAUUUAUGCCAAGUGACGGUUUAUGGAUUGUGGUGGUUCCGGAUGGAUCCAGAUAACAGUUCGGUACCGGUAUUGACGUCAAUUGGUGACCUUCUGGGCAUUGGUCUGCUUUAUAUUGUCUUUUCAUUCUUGCAUCGCUUCGCUCCCUCAACUGUUUUUUAUCAACAGUAUCAAACGAUGAAUAUAACACGACAAUGUGGCAUUGAUUUCUGA